This is a messenger RNA of Monodelphis domestica (gray short-tailed opossum), 2181 nucleotides long. Lineage: Eukaryota; Metazoa; Chordata; Mammalia; Didelphimorphia; Didelphidae. The record is from RefSeq and is a predicted model, not a curated record.
CAAGGUUGGAUUGUCCCCGCGAGGACGCCGUAGGCGGACGCGGCUCGUUGCCUGGGAGACGGGUGAGGAAGGGAGGGCACGAUGGAGGGAGGCACGGGAGCAGUGUGUGAGGCGGCGGCAGCAGAGGCGGCGCGGUGAGCGGGCGGCAAGCGGAAUCUUCACCACGAAGACGGCGGCGGCGGCAGCAGCGACGGCGGGAUCGAGGAGGCUGGGAACAGGCAGGAGGGAAGAACGCUUAAAAGAGUUUCAUUACCAUGAAGAAACCUCUUCUCCUGGAGUUAGAGCAAGACUGAAUGAGUAUGGGCUUUGAGAAGACAGAAAAUCAAGGUGGGACACCGUUAGCUGAGAGAGGAAGGCUCGAUUUUAGAAGACUGAUGAGGGCAUACACAGAAGGGAGUCUGUGAGGCUGCUGGCCCAGCAUGGGCUUCUGGAAUAUGCUGAAAAAGUUUCCUUUAGACAAAGAGUAGCAGGAAGAUGCAGCCCCCCGUCGUCGCUGGUUUAUAAAGUUUGCCUUAAUGAAUACAUCUUUGAACACUAUUCCCAUUCUCUUCAGGCAGCCUGCAGUCUGUGGCCUGUCCCAGAUUACUAGCAGCCUGUAUCUCGGCAAUGGCUUGGCCGCUAAUAACAAAGUCAUACUAUCCAGCAACAAAAUCACCACCGUCAUUAACGUGUCCGUGGAGGUGGUGAACACCUUCUAUGCCGACAUUCAGUAUGUCCAAGUGCCUGUGGCUGACACCCCGCUCUCCCGCCUGUACGACUUCUUCGACCCAAUCGCCGACAAGAUCCACACAGUGGAAAUGCAGCAGGGCCGUACGCUGUUGCACUGUGCAGCUGGCGUCAGCAGGUCAGCGGCCCUCUGCCUGGCCUACCUCAUGAAGUACCACUCAAUGUCCCUCCUGGACGCUCACACCUGGACCAAGUCCUGCCGACCCAUCAUUCGGCCUAACAACGGCUUCUGGGAACAGCUCAUUCAUUACGAAUUCAAACUCUAUGGCAAAAACACAGUUCGGAUGGUGAACUCUCCCUUUGGCGUGAUCCCGGAUGUUUAUGAGAAGGAGGUCAGAGUGAUGAUCCCGCUGUGAUGGUAAUUAGCUUUCUGCUAUUCAGGGUGAAGGGUGCAAACAUGUCAGUCACUCACUCUAGACCAUGGUCUGACUUGAAAAUAAACUCUUCAACUCAAGCUUUAGACUUUGAUCCAUACCGAAAAGCAGAUGAGAAUGUGAGGUCAAAGAGUGAGCUCUGCUGGGGCUUCCCCCCUGAAUCAGCAUCUAUAAAGAAUAAAACUCAGUCACUUCAAAAGUUAUCAAGAACUUAAUGGUCAAGAACCUCCUUGGGCCCGGGCACAGCUCAGCCUGGAUCCCCCAAGAUUCCCUAAGUAGUCAGGGAGAAGGGUUAUUGAGCAGGGAAGUCGGGCUCUGGACAUUUGCUUGGCAAAGAGAGGAGCCAACAGGGAGCCUCUUGGAGCUGAUCCAAGAAGGCUGAGGACAAAGUGACAGGUUGGGAAAACUUGAGUCUGGCCAGUGACCAUGUCAGCCAUCUUCCUAAGGCCGGAUCUAUGCCCAUUCUCUCCUUCUGCCUGUUACUUCCCCCUCCAGUUACUUUCUGGUGAGUUCCAUCCUUGAGAACCAAGAGGCCCUAACCCUCUAGAGAUUCAGGGGCUGUCCAGUAACUGAAUGGGGACUUUUCCAUGCCCUGAGCCAAGCCAAUGUGCCCCUGCUCCCUUCCCUUUCCUGAGAGACAAGGUUGCCUCAUAAGUGUCCAGAGGACCAUUCCAGUUGUCUCACUGAAAGGAACACUGCAGGAUAACCCACUUCAUCUAGGCCUUUCCUAAGUAUCCUCCCGAAGUUCAUCUAACUAAGCUUUUCCUUGGCAUUCAUAAUACCGGCUAGGUAGGUUAGCUAAGACCCAGGUACUCCAGCUCCAUUCCCUUAAAAUAAACAGCUUAUAUCUGUGCCUGCUGAAAUCCAUGUCAGGGAACCACUAAAUGGUACCAAGUAGUCAGGGUGUGCCUAUAGGUGGCCAGCCCUACUCCUCCUCUAGCUUCCCUAGAGGCCCUUUAAGUGGGAUGAUAUCUAAUGAUCCACUAAAUGGGUUUCUAGCAGGGUUCUCUGGUGCAGUUUUAUCAGCUGAAAGAUCUUUUACAGCAAAGGAUCCUUAAUAAAACAUCUGAAAUUUUAAAAA